This is a messenger RNA of Klebsormidium nitens, 2100 nucleotides long. Lineage: Eukaryota; Viridiplantae; Streptophyta; Klebsormidiophyceae; Klebsormidiales; Klebsormidiaceae. The record is from the annotation of a GenBank genome assembly.
GUUGGAGUUGCACGAAGGGAGAACCCCGUGAGCCAGAGGGACGGGGGAUACCUGGACAGAGGCGUCAGCACAGUUGCCAGAAUGCAUCUGAGUACACCUGAGCAAGACCAGCUGUCAGUGUAGGAGCACUCAUGGGGAGUGUUACUAGAACGUAGAAGCAGCAAAGGAGAGGAAAAAGACUCAAACAAGACGAACCUUGGUUGAAGGGGAUGAAGGAAGAGGAGGAGGAAUGUUGCGCCUGGACUAUAAGAGCUGUUAUAUUCUCAUAGACUGGUAGCUAGGUGAAGGGAAUUGCAGCUCACACGCCUACUUGUCUUCCCCGACAGUUUCAUAGCCAGUUCAAGUCAUGGCGGUUCCCAAACGGUGUGCACUAUGGCUCUUUUGCUUGCUUUUAGCAGGCAGCCGUCUUGCUGCUGCAAAGAAGGCCCAGGCAGCAUUUGGAGACCGAGAGGUGCUUUCUACAUUCCCCUCCAACCCAGGAUUUCCGGAAGGCGUUGCUGUCUUCAAGGACAAGGCAUAUGUCUGUGGAGCAGCCACAUCUCAGGGCACCGCAAACAGAAACCCUUCCACUAUCACAAUCACUGACCUGAAGACUGGGGCAGUAAAUACAGUCUUCGUUUCAGGAGAGGACACAACCAAAGAGCACCAGCUCUCUUGCUGCAUCGUCGCGCCAACUGAGAUCAACGGGAACGGCAAGAAGAACAGCGAGGAGCACCACUCCUUGUAUGUAAUGAGCCCCCAGCUCGGGAUCCUGCGGUUCGACCUGAAAUACCUGCAGCAGAGCCUGUAUGCCCCGCCCCCUGCUGGUGGAUGGAUCGUGGGGAAUGACCUUAUCUUCGAUCGGCAGCGUCGCCUUUUCGUGACCGAGUCCAACCCGACCCCGAUCCGCGGCGGGGGGAAGCUCUGGAUGAUCCCCCCAGGCGGUGGCCCCCCGACCGUGUGGCUGGAGGGGGAUCCCCUGGCGACCGGGUUUCCCAACGGUCUGGACCUGAGCCCCGACGGCCAGAAGCUCUAUUUGACGGUUUCGACGACAAUCUCCCCGGAACUCGGGAACGGCAUCGUCUACUCGCUGCCGAUCACCGCCCAGCCGCCGGCCACUUCUGCGCUCCAGGUGGUUCACGCUUAUACCAACGGCGAAAUCCCAGACGGCAUACGCUUUGGCGCGUCUGGCAACUUAUACGUCGCCCUCGCUCUGACUCCCUCAGCGGCUCCCUCCGACGUCCUCGGCGGCAUCGAUGUUCUGUCGCCUGAUGGUUUCCCUCUAACCCGGCUCUUAACCAGCAACGGACAGGGGCCGAACUAUUUAAACCCGGCCAAUAUUGCCUUCGACGACAAACGGAAGUCAGUGCUGGUUACGAAUCACUAUCUCGCUUGCAAUGCGAGCAGCCCCGCUCAAAUCGACAGCUGCAACUUCAACGUGAUCAGGGUUUACGUCGGGGACAAGGGUGUCGAUCAGAAUUAGGCGCCGCGAAGAUGACUAGGGCCAACAGGUCAUCACUUGAUUUUGAAUGACUCCAGUCUCUUGAGGUUUCUAAGGAUAAAAAGACGUCCCGGCUCGGAAGAAGGUAGGAACUUGGUUUCAACAAGCGUGGAGUCUUCAAACCGGUCCGUUUGUACGUCUAAAAGGUUUCAGCUGGUGGCGUUGUGUUGGUAUGGCUAGCGUGUGCUGAUGGCUAGGCUAGCGUGUGCUUUCGACUCUACAUGACCGUACAGCUGUAGCUUUCAUAAGGAACAUCUAGUUUUACACUGGCACGUACGUAGGGCAGCGCGUGCAUGGCUGGCCUCGCCUUUUGCGGAGUGUUGACUUUGUAGGUCUUUCGAGAGUUUGGAUAAAAGGUACACCUAUCUACAGACUUUGCUAGUAUUGAAAUAAGUGGAGGUGAGCGGGCGAGCUACAAGCUGUCGUUUAGCAUGCAGUAGCUGAAUGAGGAAAUGUAGUGUACUAUAAUGCCCGGUGUUCACUAAGUGUUGCUGUUUUUGGUAGAUGAUGUAGUAUAGCACCAGUCAACUUAGGAACUUUGCUAGCUCGGAAUCGAUUCAAAGUUCCUCGAAGUUCGAAUUGUAAUCACAUGCCACCGACGCCAUGCAUGCGCGCUUGCA